Molecule: messenger RNA, 1205 nt
Organism: Achroia grisella
Lineage: Eukaryota; Metazoa; Arthropoda; Insecta; Lepidoptera; Pyralidae
Product: rhythmically expressed gene 2 protein-like
Exons: 1
Coding region: 424-1155 (243 amino acids)
Source: RefSeq, a predicted model, not a curated record
GCUGCCGUCUAUAGAUUAACUUGCAACACAAUUUUCAUUUUGUUAAAAGUCUGUUUUCAUAGUUCAGACGAAUGAUAUUAAUUAUUCACUCAUACACUGAUUGAUUAUUUUCAGAUCAUUCAUUCCAUCAAUUUUGUAUUUUCUGUUUUUUGGUAUAUUACGAAAUCGAAAUUAAAAUGAUUUUAUUUAGUUUCUAAUCGAUAUUUAUUGUUUGAUAUAUAUGAAUCAGGAUAUAAUAAUAUUUAUAUAAUUGAAUUUUAAUAUUACCCGUAGUAUUGAAAAUGUAGAAAUUGCAGCGAAUUUUAAGCUGCGUUGCGAAUUUAGUGUUAUCGACGUUUAAAUGUCAAUAGGUGAAACUUGAAAUAUGAUACUGUUUUAUCUACUUAGUAACAAAAAUGCAGAGUAAUGGCGAAGUGAAAUACAAUGGGGUUACAAAAUAUAAAGCUAGUGACUUUCGAUGCGACGAAUACACUGUUAAAAUUUCGUAUACCGCCGUGGAAGUACUACGCUGCAGUAGCUCGCAAUUAUGGAUUUAAAGGCACGGACGAAGAUGUUAAAUCCAGGUUAGUAACUAACUACGACGCCGUAUGGGCUCAAUAUCCCAACUUUGGGAAGAGCACUAUCUGUUGGAACGAAUGGUGGCGGCAAGUAGUGAAGAGAACCUUCGAUGGCCACCUCCCUGUGGCUUCAGAUGUGAACAACAUUGCAAGUCAACUGAUAGAGGACUAUAAAACCACGAAAUGCUGGUAUCCUGCUGAAGGAGGUGAGGAGUUACUUAACAGCCUUCAGAAAAGGGGAAUUCCAAUCGGUGUUUUAUCCAACUUUGAUCCACAACUCUAUGAUGUACUGCGUAAUGUUGGUAUAAUUAAUAGAUUUAAUUUUGUUAUAACUUCUUACGAAUUUGGCUACAGUAAGCCAGAUGAGAGGAUAUUCCGACAUGCUCUGGAGAGAUGUCAUCAAUCUGUACGGCCAUCAGAAGCCCUUCAUAUUGGAGAUGAUGUGAAGAAUGACUAUGAAGGAGCCCGGUCUGCCGGGUGGCAUGCGGUGCUUAUAACCGCAGAUAAUGAAACUGAGAAACCACCAGCAUCAAAUCAUGUGUUCGAUAGCUUAACUAAUUUAUAUUUAGCUGUAGAAGAGGAAUCUCUUGAAUUGUAAUAGUAUAUAAGACAUUGUCUAGAAUAUUUUGUACUACUUAAAUCUAUCUC